GCCUCACUUUGAAACUCGUUCUCGUUCUCUUGAAAAGUCCUCCGAUUCAAAAUGAGCGAAGGAACAGCUACCAUUCGUACGAGGAAAUUCCUCACCAACCGCCUGCUUUCUCGAAAGCAAAUGGUCGUAGAUAUUCUUCAUCCUGGCCGAGCCAGUGUCCCUAAGUCUGAGAUCAGAGAGAAGCUGUCCAAGAUGUACAGGACUACUGCAGAUGUUAUUGUUGCUUUUGGUUUCAAAACAGCUUUUGGUGGUGGAAGAAGCACUGGAUUUGCUUUAGUCUAUGAUAACCUUGAUGCCCUCAAGAAAUUUGAACCCAAAUACAGACUUGCUAGACAUGGCCUUUAUGAAAGGGAAAAGAGUUCUAGAAAACAACGCAAAGAAAGGAAAAACAGAAUGAAGAAGGUCAGAGGAAUAAAGAAGUCAAAAAUUGGUGCUGGCAAGAAGUGAGAAGUAUUCCAACUUGUUCCUUCUGCUUGUAAAAUUCUUCAAUGUGGAGUUAUAAAUAAAAAGUUGAAAGUAAUACA
This is a messenger RNA of Actinia tenebrosa (Australian red waratah sea anemone), 524 nucleotides long. Its product is annotated as small ribosomal subunit protein eS24. Gene Ontology annotation, molecular function: structural constituent of ribosome. Gene Ontology annotation, biological process: translation. NCBI's taxonomy places the organism in Eukaryota, Metazoa, Cnidaria, Anthozoa, Actiniaria, Actiniidae. The record is from RefSeq and is a predicted model, not a curated record. Gene Ontology annotation, cellular component: ribosome.